Messenger RNA from Salvelinus namaycush (lake trout), 4023 nucleotides. It is a transcript of the gene tdrd12, whose product is annotated as tudor domain containing 12. The record is from RefSeq and is a predicted model, not a curated record. The transcript has 28 exons. Gene Ontology annotation, molecular function: ATP binding; nucleic acid binding; metal ion binding. Lineage: Eukaryota; Metazoa; Chordata; Actinopteri; Salmoniformes; Salmonidae. Bases 1 to 4023 code for a protein of 1340 amino acids. Gene Ontology annotation, biological process: transposable element silencing; germ-line stem cell division.
AUGCUUGAAAUAAAUUUGUUGAAAGUGGAGAACCCGUCCUGUCUGUGGGGUCGGUUUGUGAAGGGUCCAGGGAUAGAAGCGGUCGAGAAUAAAAAAGAAUAUGAUGAUCUGCAAAUGAAAAUGAACCUUUUCUAUCAUGAGGUCAACCUAGAUGUGCAGAAGAUCAAACCCUCAACUAUAGAGUCGGGACAGGUGUGUGUGGUGUACUGGUCUACCCUAAGGAGCUGGUGCCGAGCCAUCGUUGAGUCUCUUUUCCUGGGCACCGUUGGAACCCAGGCCAUGUGUUUCCUAGUUGACCACGGAGAGCGCGUCAUCGUCAGCUCAGAUGAGAUUCGGGCUCUGUUAGAUACGUUUUUGCAGCUGCCCUUCUGGGUGAGGAAGUUUCAGCUCGCUGGUGUUCAUCCCAUGACGCUGCACGUGUCUGGAGACUGCCUGGAGAAAGCUGAGCUCAUACCAUCAACGCAAUGGGACAGCUCUGCCACACGCUAUUUGCACAAUCUCUUACAAGCUUCUACCGAGAUGGAGGCAGUGUUGUGUGAAACACAGGCAGAUUGCACUGCCAUUGAGCUCUACUUGACUGUCAAAAAUGUCAAGAUCUGUGUGAACGACGAUCUGGUCUCAAAGAAGUUUGCGUACUUCACAAGCCAGAAGGCCCAUCAAACCAGUGGGAAAAAUGGUGUUGUUGAUAGAUCCCCAGCCGUCUUGGCAUGUGACAUCUUUUCUGAAACUCAGAACUUCCUGGCUACUGACGGCUGCACCCGUUCUUCUUUCAGCGACGACGAGCCCGGAGAGGACACCGACACAUCUCUUGUGUCAGAACUGUUCAAAAAUCUGAAUCUGUUAAGUACUCCUAGUGACCUAGUAGACCGGACACAAGAGUUUGUCUUCACAGAGCAGCCAACCAUUGAGGAGGAGCUCGUCUGCGCUCGGUUGUUGCAGUUGCUAAACCCUGACCCUCUGAACCCAGAUGUAUACUCAUCAGAAGUCACUAUCGUCCAUACUGAUCCAAGCAGGAGUGGGAUAAUGGUGCAUUCUGCCUUUACUCUGGACCCCUGCACCAGUCUGGCCAAUGCUCCAAUCACUGACACCUUCCGGAGGAUCUUGAUGAGGAAGAAGUAUGCCGGCCCGUCUGUGGCUGAGAGUUACUGCUGGCCGGCGGUGGCCAGGGGCUGUGACACGGUCCUCAUCUCCCACAGCGGAGACCAGCCCCUCACCUACAUCCCCCCGUUCCUGGCCCACAUGCAGCUCUCCUCCGUCUUCAGCGCCCUCUCUUCUCGCACCGGGCCCAUAGCGGUGAUCCUGUGCCCGGGGUGGGAGAAAGCCCAGACUGUGAUUGACCUGCUGGAGGAGAGCCAGACCAUCCAGGUCCUCCACCCCAUGGUCAUACUGUUGGGACUGGGAAAGGACGAGGCAAAGACCGUUAAGAUCCAGAACAACUGCCAGGUGGUGGUGACCACUCCGUUCAGCCUUGUGCGUCUGCUGCGUUUGCACUGUUUCCUGUUCCUGCGGCUGUGUCACCUGGCGCUGGACGAAGUGGACCUGCUCUUUUCUAGAGCCCCGGACGAGAUGACCACUAUCCUGCAGCACUUCCAGAGGGUGACGGCCAGUGAGGAGCGUGUGUCGUGCCCCAGACAGAUCAUCGCAGUGGGAAAGCGCUGGAGCCGCCACCUGGAGGGCCUGCUCCACAACCACAUGAACAACCCCACCGUUGUCGUCACGGUGAUGGAGGAGGCCGCACUCUACGGCAAUGUGCACCAGAUUAUCCUGUUGUGUCUGGACUGCACUAAGAUCUCUAUCCUGCUCGGGGCGCUGGACUUCACCCCCGACGUGGCCCAGAAGACCCUCGUCAUCACCAACUCGGCUGAGGAGGCCGAACAUGUCUUCAAGGCUGUUUCAAACACAUCAGCGUUCUCCCUGAAGGCCCACGAGGAGUUAACCUACCAGUUUGACUUUGUGACUGAGCAGUGGAAGAAGCCCAUUGGACCUGGCACUCAUGUCAUUCUGGUCACCACCAAUGAGUGUAUGAAGUCUUUGGGUAUCUGUGAUGCUACGUGUGUUGUGCACUACGGCUUCCCAAGCUCACCUAAGCUGUUUGGCAGCCGUCUGUUUUGCAUGUCCCAGAACUUCCAGAACCUUUCAGACAAGCGUGCUGCAGAGAGCACGGCCCACCCUGCCAAGUCAGUGCUGCUGCUAUCUGAGAGGAAUGCCCGUCACGUAAUCGGGGUCCUGCGCUACCUAAAGCGUACUGAGGCCUCGCUGCCUCCAGAGCUGCUGCAAUUCGCCCAGGGAGUCCUGCGUGCCAAGGAGGAACAGAAGUCUGACAGGCCUCUGUGCAGAUACCUCAAGAGCUUUGGCUUCUGUAGGGACAGCAGUGUUUGUUCUUAUCGACACAGCAUCAGCCCCAUAACAGACCAGCCACUGCAACCAGACUCUGGAACUAUUGUGGUUCUGCCCUUGUUCAUCAAGACUGCUUCCGUCUACUACGGACGCAUUGUGAGUAAGAAGGAGGACCGUUAUGAGAGCCUGGCAGCAGCAAUGACUACAUACUACUCCGCUGAGAAGCUGGGUGCUAAGGAGGUUCUGGAGGGAGGGCUGUACGGAGUACAAGAGGAUGAGGUCUACCACAGGGUGCGGGUGACUUCGGUGCCGGACAAGGGUGAGUGGAUGUUCUGCAGCGUGAGGGCUCUGUUCCUGGAUGAGGGGCGUGAGCAGGAGGUGAAGUCCCACCAGCUGCUGCAGCUGCCGGCCCAGUUCCACAUAAUGCCGCCCCAGGCUUUGGAAAUCAUCGUCUGCAGGGCCAUGCCCAUCGACGCUGAGGUCAAAUGGAACCCCAAGGUCACCAGGGCCAUCAGUCAGAAGAUCAAAGGCCUGCAGCACCAAGCCAAGGUUGUUCUGUGUUUGGGAAACACGGUCUUCGUCGAUCCCAUGGUGCGGAUGACCCGACUACCAGGCCUGAAGACCUUAAUAAAUGAAUGCAACGUCCACGCUGAGAUCCUUAGCACGGGGAUGGGCACCAGCAACCCUCAGCACCUGGACCUGCUGAAGGAGCUCUGCCACGGGGCUGGGCCUGGAGCCAGUGCUGGGGAUGCCCUGCUCACCACGGUGCCGGAUGGCUCUGGGGUGACCUUGGAGGAGAAGGUGCAGGCUGCAGAGGAGGCCCUGGUCCACAGGAUGAGGGCAGCUGUCGAGCACUUACACUGUGGCCAGGAGGUUUCUGUAGACCCGCCCCAGACCCAAACGUCUGUGCUUCAUGCCCAGACAGACUUGUCCCAGUGCCAUAUGAAGGCCUCAGCAGAUCUGCACCAGAUGGACCAGAAGGUCUUUGCUCAUGCAUCCCAGCCUUGGAUGAACGAUGUCUUUGUAUACCCGACCCAGCUCUCGCCCAAGCCACAGGAGGCCCCAUUAGCAGCAGUUCCUGAUCCGAGCGAGGCUCAACUACCAACACUCAUGGACAGGGUCCAGAUAACUUCCCCUCUCCCAACACCUAGCGAAGCCCAGAUAUCUGCCCCACUCCCAACAAUUAGCGAGCCACAGUUACCUGCCCCAACAACUGCGCACAACGACCCCAAAAUGGAGCAGUGGAGGAGCCUCAUAGCUAACCUCCAAGGUGCCACUCAAACACGGAGUUUCCAUCCACAGAUCAAGUGGUUCCAGAGAGAUGACACAGUCACACUGAACAUAAAGCUCAGAGAACCAGUGGAUCAGAGAUGUGAAUUCUUCCCUGACAGAGUGGUGUACAGUGCGUGUGUGAAUGACAGGCCUUAUCGUGCUCACCUGGAGCUCCACAGUAACAUCACUGCAGAGAGGUGCUCCUGGGAGAUGAAGUGCAAUGAGCCAGUCAUCAGGCUCGUCAAACAGGAGAGGGGAGACUGGAAGAUGCUCCUCAAGCAAAAGAGUGCUUUUGUUAGUUUGGAUUUCGACCGAUUUGAGGAAGAUGAAAAGAAGACUUCAAAUGGUCUCUGCUUUGUGGGGCACACUGGGGAGGAAGGCUGCUACGUGAGCUCAGACAGUAGCAGUGACUGA